UAAUCAAUUCUAAUAGGAAAGGUAAUUAUUUUUUUGGGGAUAUGAGGUGAGAUGUUGUGUUCAUGGAGUAAAUGGGUUAUAAUGUAAAUGUAAUUGGUCUUUAUGAUACUCUGUGUUAGGGGAUUGUGGUGUUUGAUGUUAAUUGUCAGUUUAGGUGUUUUGGUAAUGUAUAUAUAUUGUUGGGUUGGUCUCUGUGGUUUUUGUGUUGUGUGAAUGUGAUGUUGAUGUUGGAGUUAGUUUUUGGGUUGUGUGAUUGUGUGAAUGUGAUGUUAGUGGCUAAUGUUUUGUUGGUUUAAUGCUGGAAUGUGGACAUGGUGUGGGUAGUGUUGCUUGUGGUGUGUGGGGUUAAUGUGUGGAUGAUGUGGUUGGUGUUGAUUGGUAGUGUUAUAUGGGUUGGUGGCACGUAUGUGCCGUUGUGUGCUGUGGGAAGCUGGCGACUUUGUUUGAAUACGUUGACUGUUGAAGUGCACAGUGUACGUCACACCAUUACAUAUGACACACACCAGAAACCCACAACAUUGGUUAAUUGAAUUACUGCAAUCCUGAAUAUAAAUUGCGAAUUUGAUAUGUAAAGGGCACUCCCUAAUAUAGUAAUAAAUCAAAAAAAUGUAUGGAAAAGAAUGUUGCAUACUGACACAUCGUAACAAGCUUGAACGGAGAAUGAUUGGUGACUAUCUGUUUUACUAUUGUAUGUUAAUGUUUAUGCCUAAAUUAGAAAAUGGUAUGUUAUGUAAUUGUAACUGACUACAUUGUGGUAUUCUUGGUUUUGUUGUUAUAAUGUACUUUACGGUUGCGGCAAAAUUGUUGGGAUACUUAUUUGCAAAAUGCACGAUACGAUAUUGAGUGAAUGUGUAUGUAUAACACGUGGGAAUAUGUCGGUUAGUGAUAACAAAAUGAGAUCGAAAAUCAAAAAACUGGGCAAUAAGUUAUGAUUAACAUUGUGUACGCAUAGGAUGCGUGGAUGAUGGUCAUAGGUGUAAUUUUUUUUGUGGUUUGCUUUUGUGGCACAUACGUGUCAUAGUGUGAUGGGUUAUGUCAGUGAGUAUGUUAUCGCGUAAUAGAGUUUUCGUAUGUGCUGAGUAAAUUGGCUACUGAAUUGCAUGGUGUAAUAAGAAGCAUUAAUGCUGUUAUGUUUUUUUAUGUACAGAUAGGUCCAGCAGUUAACUUGGAGGGCAUAAACGGAAUAGGAGUACACCACAUUCACGUUCCACACCACAGAGUUCCACUCGAUUGGCCACGAGAAGGCAAGGGAAGCUACCUUUCAAAAAGGCAAAGACAGCGACCAGAUCUAUCAGGAAACCUGUUGUUAACCCCUCAAAGUUGAUAUACCGCUCCAAUAUUGCCGGGGUGAUCAAAAUGGUGCUGGAGUUCAAUUUCGGUACAGGCCAUAUAAAGCAAUUGCAAAAAACACCGUUCUGACUAAUGGUUGAGGCAAUCCGAGUUCCUAAUUUGGAUCUGAAAGCAUACAAAAAAUGUGAUGCAACAGUCUGCUGAAUUAUCCAGACAUACAACCCGACGGAUGAGAAAUUCCACAUUGGGGGAAAAGGGUUACCACUGUGAAACAGUGACAUCCGCUUGUUGUUUGGAAUACAAUAUGGGAAGGAGAAUUUGGACGUGGCACAAAUUGGUAAAGCUCCGUCAGAUUUCAUUCAAUGGCUCUGCCCUAACACAAGUCACAUCUCAUCGAAAGUUAUAACUUAUGGUGGUGAUGCGUGGAAACACUGAACGUAACGAAGAGGAUGUCGCGAAACUAGUCUAUUUGUAUGUAUGUGCAAAAUUAUUUUUUGCUCAUACGGGUGAGUCGAUCUGUUGGGCGUAUGUGCGUGUAAUUGACAAAUUGGAUACGUUACACUUGUACGAUUGGAUUGGCAUGAUCAGGAGCACGUUGAUUAGUUCUUUGAAUGAGUUACACAACAGGCCAAAAAAUGUUACCGGGUGUGUCAUUGCUCUAUUGUUCCUUAUUUAUGAGCACACCAACAUUGUGGAACCUGAUCGGCACAAUGUGUUCCCAACGUUUUGUCGGUGGAACAUCGGCAAGCUUGUUGGGAAACUCAAAGGUGUGGACUUGUUGGUGGAUGGUUCCAUGGAGGUUAACUGUGGAAAAAUUUGUGGGACUAUAAUCGAACGGUAUUUUGUGGAAGUCACACCGAACGGCCAUGUGCCUAUCAAGCGUGAUGAGAAGGUGUUAGAUGUUGAUCCGGUGAAUGUAUGGGAUGGGCAGCGUGGUGUUAUGGACAGGGAAGAUAUGAAUGUGGUGGAGCUGAGUUUUAAUUGUUGGCAACCAGAUUCGCCAAAUGGCGGUGAGGUUGAAAUGUCAUUGGACAAUAACAAUGAAACAAUGCCCAAAGCGCAGCCAUAUAGUAACGUCAAAGAUUGUGGGAAGAUGUUAUCAUCGGGGGAGUCAUGGCCUGUGUUGUUCCUCGAUCUCCUAGACCUAUCAAGCACACAACAUGGCAUAACCGGUGGUAACAACCCAGAAGAUACAACAGAGUAACUAGAUAAGGCUAUGAAAAAAAUUAAUGAGUUGGAGGGUGAGGUUCAGGUGAAGACUGCACGUGUCCGUGAACUGGAUAAUAAGGUUGAAUCCAUGGAACGUUUGAUUGGUUCCUAAACAAGCAACACGUUUAUCGACUUUGAAAAUGUGAUUGGGCCGAAGGAUGCUGAAAUAGCUCGUCUAAACACGCUAGUUGCACAGCUGAAAAACAAAAUAACAACAUUGGAGGACGAGGUUGAUGACCAUGAAGUUCACAUAGUGACCCAACUAGUUAUGGGUGGAAGCAUGAGCCGAAGGACGGCAUCGGAUAAUUGGUUGGGGAGAAAUAAUGGGUCAGGAAAUGACACAAGUAGCGAAAGUGUGCAACAUUCUCUUUCGGGCGGGGACAAAAGCAUCCCAACUGUUCAAAAUAAGACAGAUUCUGUUGAUGAUAUGGGUUGGGUUAGAGAUGCUAGUGCGAGAUGUGUUGGCGUUUGCAUCAGUGAUCGAGAUACGAUGGUAAACAACAUUGUGGUAUCUCAUGGUCCUGUCAUGUUAGAUGACAAUUGUGGGGUACGAACUGGGAAAAGAAGAAUUUGCAGCCCCAGACAGGAUUAACGUCAUUGAAUAGACGCGUGAAGAACAAAACACGCCGCGAAUUCCGAUUAGCCAAUUACGAGUAUCCUGUGGUGGGUGGACGUAAGAAACAAAAUUACAAAAUGACGACCGGGAAAGAAAUAGAGCCCAAAGUAUUCUACGCCGUAGACGAUGUUGGGUUUGAAAGUAAGACAUGGCACGGAUUUGGAAUAAACAAGAAACAUGCUAUGCGGAACAUGUUAGAAAACGACGAGAUGAAGGUUUUGGAGAAAGUGUACAGUUUAGAUGGGGACGAGUAAUUGUUAUUGUUGUUAUUGCAUGUAACUGUCAACUGUUUGUUUGCCCAGUUGGUGUAACAUUUACGGUUUACAUUUUGUUAACACAUUGCACAAUUGAUUGUAGGUCAGUAAUCUGGGAUGGUGGUGACAUAGGUGUGCAAGUUAUAUUCACGGAUGUUUGUGAUUUGGUGCAGCAGUCGUCAA
Molecule: messenger RNA, 3552 nt
Organism: Camellia sinensis
Lineage: Eukaryota; Viridiplantae; Streptophyta; Magnoliopsida; Ericales; Theaceae
Source: RefSeq, a predicted model, not a curated record